Molecule: messenger RNA, 1002 nt
Organism: Encephalitozoon intestinalis ATCC 50506
Lineage: Eukaryota; Fungi; Microsporidia; Unikaryonidae
Exons: 1
Coding region: 1-1002 (333 amino acids)
Source: RefSeq, a predicted model, not a curated record
AUGGAAGUUUCUGGAAGAAAGGAAGGAAUUAAGAGCUCCUUGAAUGACGUGGAGUUAGACAUAAGCAAUGAUCCAACAAGAUUGAAAAAGUCCUCUUUAGAGAAAAUGAAGAUACAACAGUUGUUCAAGAACGGCACUUCUGUUGAAAAUUGCGAAGAAGAAAGUCUUAAUCUUGGAUACUCGGAUUCCAAAGUAGGGCCAUUUAUUACCUCUAAAGAUCUCCAUGAGGAAAAUAAAGAAGAUUUAUCAAGCAAUGAUGGCAGUAGCAGUUCUGAUUGCAAAGAUUCAGACGAAUGUGAGGGGCUUUUGAGUAUAUAUUCUCUCAAGGAGGCAGAGAAUCUAUAUAAAAAUAUCAAGACUCCAAGUAUCUCUGAUAUGGCUAUCGAGAAAAAUAGAAGGAACCAUCCAAAUCCGAAGUUCCUAUGCAAUGCAGAAGGAAGAAAUAACUAUACUGUGGUUCUUGAAGACCUUUACUUCAAGCAAAAGACCAAGAGCUUGAAGAAGGAAAUCAAGUUAAAGCAUCUUCUUGAGGAGUUUUUUAGUGAACUAGACAAAUUUGUCCUUAUUGCAAACUACUGUCUCAAGAGUACUGAGAUCUCCGAUGGAGACGAAGAUUUCAAUUUUGCUUUGGAAUGGAUAAGAGAUGCAUUUCAUUGGUUAGGAAUUGAAGGAGCAAAGUACUACGCCCGGAAGUCGCCUGGCCCAUACAGCGGGUGGGUCUCUGAUGUGGAGUUUUUGAUGAAUAGAUAUUUCUUUAGUCCAGACUUCAACCACGUGAACGGGUUUGACAUUAAGCAGUCUGUACACGAGGGAUAUGGGUUUGUGGAGAACCGAUAUGGUAAAUUUCAUCUUUCUUACCAGCCAUAUCCCGGGUACUACGACGUAAGCAAAGACACCAUCCGGUUCUGCUCCGAAUGUAACCUUCUGCUUCCUCCCAGCCUGUGUUUGCUUGAUUCCCGCUGUCAGGAGACCUCUGAUGAAAAGGAGGAAGAAAUAUCCUAA